AAGGUUAGCUAGCUUUUGUAAGGCGGGAAUACGAUCGGGGUUAGCGAGGUUGGUAUUCACAUAUAUAUACUUUUCCCCAUAGUAUUUGUCUUUUAAGAGUUAAAACCCUUCUUAGUAAGUCUUUGGCCUCUGUCCUUAUGAAUAUGUGUCACAAUACGUAAUUCUAAUGAGAGGGUGCUUGUGGUUUCACUCCCAUAUGUUAAACAUUUUGGCAUAUUUGCGGCAGCUUAAUCUAAAAACUCUAGAGGAAUGGACCAAAAUAUUGGCAUUUUCUCCGAAACUCCAGGUUUACCCGAACGCCCGAAAAUGUGUAAUAAUAUGCCUGGUCGCUAACUCAUGCACUUGGAGCAUAAAAUUUAAAACUUAUAAAGUCUCAGUCAAAUUUUUUGCAUAAUAAUGGAAUCCUCAGGCUGAAUGCCAAUUGCAUGCAUGUAUUUACAUUAAUUUGCCCGAAAUUACGUGCUGAAAUAACGAAAUCAGAAUGACCUAAAUUUGUUUCGUAAUCAGAAAUGGCUUUUUAAGGACAUUUCUAUUCACUAACGGAAACCUAGCAAAUUUAAGGUCUUCUUUAUAAAGCAUUUCGGCAUUACUGUUAAUUUGAACACUUCAGCAUGGUCCUUGAAAUAUUGUUUCCUUCAAUAAGUUUCCGAAAAUCGCGAAUGCAUGGAAAUAUUGUCUGGCUCGUUAACUGUUUUGUCCAUCGAAUACCCCGGUAAAAUAUUCGGCCCCUACUUAAAUUUCUCUAUUUAGGACGAAAGGUAAAUGUUUUUGGAAAUUAUGAGCAUGUUGGUAUCAGAGAGUCUGGAAUACUUUGGAGGUUGAGUGGGAAGUUUGUAAAAUCUUCAUCAGAUUCAUAUGAUAUGGGUAGAAGGCUCUUGUGGCCUGUGUUAAUCCUUGCAAAGUAUAUCUCUGCAGAGAUCUAACUUCUCUUUGAAGGCGUUCACGGAUGGAGCUGAUACUACUGAAUCAGUUUUUUAGAGUCAUUUGUGAUUAACUGUCAGGCAUCUUAAUUAUGGGCAAUACACCAGUUCAUCACAAAAGACGUUACUCUGGAGAUGCUGACGGUAGAAGCUCGAUUGGUACACCACCAGGCGUCAAUGUUACAAUUCCUCCUAUGAAACGGCGAAAUAUGCAUAGCUUGUCAGAUUUAUCCCAAUCUGCUCCAGCUGAUUAUCUUGAUGAGAUCAUGUCAACAACUUGCGAUGAUAAAGAUGCUAUUUCUAUUGAUGAAGCUACCUCAAUGUUACGUGCAGCAAGUCUUCGUGAACCUAUUGGUCAAACGGUUGCAGAUGACGCUGACAAGAUAAAGCGUCAUUUAUUACAUCCUCGAGGCAUAGUAAUGUCACCGACAGAGAGUAAUGACAAUGAAGGUGAAUAUGAGGAGGAAAAGUAUUCUUCAGUUGGUUAUUCACAACAACCGUCUACUACUGCUGCUGGCCUAUCUAGUUCUGCAGAUGAACGAAUUAUAUACGGCAUUGAUCACCGGCAGGUGGCUGAAAAUGCAAUCCCAAGACAUUAUCGUGCAAAAACUCUACCAGCUAAAAAGGUAGAUGAAUUAAAACUUCCAACUGUUUUUCGAUGGAAUGGUGGCGGUAAAGAGAUAUAUAUUAGCGGGACUUUUAAUAAUUGGAAGAAAAAAAUUCCCAUGGUGAAAAGAAAUUCAGGAGUUUAUGUCAUUGUUGACUGUCAACCUGGUACACAUCAAUACAAGUAUUAUAUUGAUGGAGCUUGGUAUCAUGAUCCAACUAAACCAACUGUAGAUAAUGAAUAUGGUACAAAAAAUAAUGUUGUAUGCGUUAAUGAAUCAGAUUUUGAUGUUUUGCAUGCAUUAGAACAAGAUCAAGCGUGUAGCCGAAAACGUUCAGAUAGUUCUGAUUCUACUGAAGUGGAUAGCUUAGGUCAUUCACCACCCGGAGAAUAUGGUCGUUUCAUGCCUGCUAGUCUUGGUGAAUUACAACACCGGGCAAGGACAAGAGAAACUGGAUAUCAUUCAAUUACUCCAGGUGUUGGUACACUUGCUCAACCACCCUUACUACCACCACAUUUAUUACAGGACUAUUAACUACUCGACGAGGAAAUAACAUAAUUGGCGACGAGGAAAACUACUAUUAACUACUCAGCAGCAGUACAUAACAGUAACCUUCCCUCUUUGCAGGCUUAGAAGGGUUUAGGAGUGUGUUGGGUGAGGAUCGAACUCCGGACCACGUGCAUGCUUGGCGAGUGUUCAACCGCUGAACCAGUUAUGCUAUUCAGAACCCAAAGGCAUUAUAACAAUAUAUAGAGAAAUGAAGUCUGUACUGUUUGAUGUGAUUGACAAAUUGACAGAGUCGAAGAAAAUAAUUGUUGUGACUGUUGGGUUCGUCAAGCUCAUGAUACAAAAUUGUUGUCUUUGCAUAGAGUAUGCGAAAUCCAUCUGAUUGCACCACUCUACUCCGAGUAAGACAAAUCUAACAAUUAUUACCGCUGAUCUCCGUGAUUUCGAUGAAUUGGAUUAUGCGGAUGAUCGUGGGGAGUGAGAAGAAGGUCAUACUGUAGAGUGAGAAAAAAAACCUAGAUGGGCUGAACUUCGCGGAUGAUUUUUGUCGUCUGUGUCAUACAAACUUGAAAUUUUACUAGCCAAGAUCAAUAAGUUGAUAGAAGAGGCAGCGAAGGCUGGACUUCAGAUGAAAAGACAGAGGUGAUGAAGAUGCCUGAAAACCGACGAAAACAACAACAACAAACAGGCGAAAUAUAGAGGAAGUUGUCUUUUUCAUUUAUCUGAGCAGCAUAAUUUCAACUACAGGUGGCACGAAUGAGGGUUUCAAAGUCAAACCCUGGAUCGAAUGUGGAAAGCAAGACAGGCGUUUAUAACUUUGAAACACAGGCGAUAUUUCCUUGUGGAGAUUGAUUUAUAUUGGAAAAUAUUUUUAUUCCUGUUAUCAAAAGAGUAGAUUACCAUUUUUACAAAAAUUAAAAUCUUUCAGUCGUAGUGAUGAUCAUGAAUUAUUCGAUCGUAUAUUGACUGGACACCAACUAGUGUCAUGAAUCUAUUACUUCACUUAGUGCAGACUGAAUUCACUACCAAUCAAGUUUGCAAUGUGGCCACCAAGCUAGGUGACUCACCAUCGUUGAGCACUCAGAAUUAUUUUUAUCAGGUGGUUGAAGGCAAUUCGCAGGAAGCCUUGGACCUACGUUUUGUGCCUGUCGCACUCGUUAAGAAGGCGUAUCUGCUCAGUGGUAGCAUCUCUAAUUACCGCACUGGGUGACACGGUUUGAAUCUCAGAAGGGGGGUAUGAGUUCUUUCAGGAUUGUAGGUACGUCCUGAUGAUGAGUGCCAGCAAGCAGGAAACUUGGAUGGAGGUCUUCCUGCCGAUUGCCUCCAACCAUCUAAUCAAAACAGUCCGAGUACGUACAUUAUUUGUGUUAUCAAGAGAAGAUAAACACGCCCAUAUUUUGAGGCAGAUAAAGUUCAUCAGAAUAUCAUGAUGACAUGAAGCGUGUUGUUAAAACUAUAUUAGAUGAUAUUGAAAACUAUCGGAGGUUGUAGUAGUACCGUUGUAACUAAUCCAUAAGUAAAUAUUUUAUUUCAUCUGGCUCCGACUACAGCAAUGAACAAAAGUAGUGUAAACACAAACUGUGAAAAUGUAAGGAAACUGUGUUUACGUCCCAAAUCGGGGUCAUGAGAAAAAACGGGAACAAAACCUUACCUUGAGGAACUCAACGACCAGUCACAGCAGACAGCGUGAGUGGAUACGAUUCGCAGAUAUAUCACGGGACUGUCUAAGAAACGGCAAAAAAGAGAUGACAGAAUAACCUACAGCGGGAAAACAGCCAAUCAGAAGACGUUGCUUCCCUGCUAACAAUAAUGAAUAAUAAUGUAGUACAUAAAAAUCUAUAAGUAUCUGUUGAUUUUCUCAAUAAAC
Messenger RNA from Trichobilharzia regenti, 3902 nucleotides. The record is from the annotation of a GenBank genome assembly. Lineage: Eukaryota; Metazoa; Platyhelminthes; Trematoda; Strigeidida; Schistosomatidae.